AUUCCCAUCCUCGCGUGACCAACUCAGACCCAGAAAACCAGGGUCUGCCCAACCUCCAGUUUCCACAAAAUCUUGGGGGCGGGAAGUUGAAAGAAGCACGCAAUACUGCUUUUGCUUUUCCUCUUUCUUUUUUCUUUGCAUUUUGCCCAAAACGGUUUCCUCUUUCAGAUGGCCCCUGGUUUUGCUCUCUCUCUCUCUCUUUGUCUCUGUCUCUCUCCUUAUAUUUCAACCAACACCUUCCCCACCUCUCUCCACUGGUUUCCCUUUCUCCUUCUCAGAUCUUUGCCUCUUUUGCACCCUUCUAUUCUUGUCCAAGAGCUUCUUCUUUUUCACUCAAACAUACCCAUCUCUACUCUCAAUCUUAUGCGUUUCAUCAAGGCAACGGAAAAACUUGGUUUUCUUCAUUUCUGGCUUCUGGGUGUCGAGUAAUCGUGGGUGUUACGGAUUGGGUUUUUGUUUUGUAAGGCGAAGUUGAUGUUGGUUGUCAAGGUUUGCUAGAGAAAAGCGUAAAUCUUGUUUGACAGAUAUCGGGGAAAUUGUGUUGCAUUUGGAGGAAUAUUUGUUUCUUUAGCUGUCGGUGAGAAUGGAGGCAGCGAUGGUGGAGCGGCGAAGAGACAGGGUUGGGCAUGUUAAGAGGGUUGGGUAUGUGAAGAAGAGUUUUAUUGGGAAGAGAAAAUGCACGCGGAGGAUUAAACGGCGGCCAGCGCAGGCGGUGGUCCCUAUGGCGCUGCAGGAGCUGUUUCUUUCGUGCCUAGACGUGUUCAAAGGCCCCGGCACCGUUCCUCCUACUCACGAUGUGCAGAAACUUCGCCACAUUCUUGACAAUAUGAAGCCAGAGGAUGUGGGGCUAAGUAGCGAGCUGCAGUUCUUUAGACCUACAAAUGUGCUCAAUGCGGAUUCAAGGGUCACGUACACAACCAUAUACAAGUGUGAUAACUUUUCGUUGUGCAUAUUCUUUCUCCCGGCAACUGGUGUAAUUCCCCUUCACAACCAUCCAGGAAUGACUGUUUUUAGUAAGCUUCUACUGGGAACAAUGCACAUCAAGUCAUAUGAUUGGGUUGAUCCUAUCGAUUUGUAUGGCACUGUAACAUCCUCUCAAUUGAGAUUGGCGAAGUUGAAAGCUGACAGUGUCUUCACAGCCCCCUGCGACACUUCAGUAUUAUAUCCAACAACUGGGGGGAACAUCCAUGCGUUCACCGCCAUAACACCAUGUGCGGUGCUUGAUGUUAUGGGGCCUCCUUAUUCUAAUGAAGAUGGUCGAGAUUGCUCAUUUUAUAAAGAUUAUCCCUGCACUACCUCAAAUGGAAAUUCGACUGUGAAAUCAGAGGAGGCUGACUCUUACGGAUGGUUGGAGGAGAUUGAAGUGCCAGAGAACUCACAAAUGGAUGGAAUUGAAUAUAUGGGUCCUCAGGUUAUUGAGCCUAGCUGUUAGCUGUUCCAUGUGUGACCAGAAAGCAAACCCCCCCCAACCCAAAUUUGCUUUCUAUUCAAUUUUUUUUUUAUUCCUUUUCUGUCUCUCUUGUGUUGCUCAAUUUAGCUAUGCUGAUUGUAGAAAGGCCUUGUUUGUAUGUAUUUUUGUUAUUUUGUUCUCAAGAUAAAUACAUUAACAAACAAUUAAAAACCACAUAAUGUUCCUCAA
This is a messenger RNA of Corylus avellana, 1639 nucleotides long. RefSeq names its product plant cysteine oxidase 2. Gene Ontology annotation, molecular function: oxidoreductase activity, acting on single donors with incorporation of molecular oxygen, incorporation of two atoms of oxygen. NCBI's taxonomy places the organism in Eukaryota, Viridiplantae, Streptophyta, Magnoliopsida, Fagales, Betulaceae. The record is from RefSeq and is a predicted model, not a curated record.